Molecule: messenger RNA, 7055 nt
Organism: Rhineura floridana
Lineage: Eukaryota; Metazoa; Chordata; Lepidosauria; Squamata; Rhineuridae
Product: acetyl-coenzyme A synthetase 2-like, mitochondrial
Exons: 14
Coding region: 433-2472 (679 amino acids)
Cellular component (GO): mitochondrion
Molecular function (GO): AMP binding; acetyl-CoA synthetase activity
Source: RefSeq, a predicted model, not a curated record
UUACUGAGCCUCUACCUAGAAGAGGAAUACAUUAAAGGAGCGCAAGCCAACACAGUCCAAUGGAGAAAAAGCAUACAAGUACCAGCCAACUCUGGCUUCAGUAGAGGAGCAGAUUCAGAUUAGCAUGAAGGUUAUUCCAGUGGGACAUUCCUAAAGUCCACCCACUACUCCUCCCUUAAAAGAGAUUGAAUUUCCUUUGCUUAUUUUCACUGGAAGAGGAGUAGUGCACGUGUGUGUUUUCCAAGAAGAGAGUGGGACACCCUUUUGUGCUUUCUUUCUGAACGUGGAUUUACAGUUUGGUGCUCAGGGAACGAAUGAGCCCACAUUUCACAGUACCAAGAAAAAGACACAGCAUUUUCCAACUAGGAUUUAUGCUGAAAGAAGAAGGUUGCCUUGGCUUAGGGAUACGGGUCCCUUGUGUACCCCAGGAUUAUGGCCUGGCUGUUUGUUAGAAAUUGUUUCCCGAAAAUUGCCCCUGGAGGCAAACUGUUUUCUUACAAAAUGAGGGCAUGGAGCAAGGGAGCCCUGACUGCAUACAUGCCAGAGGCCACAUCUUUUCCUGGACCAAGGGACCACCAAGGGUUGUACCAGAUCUCAGUGGAGCAAACAGAUGCAUUCUGGGGAGCAGUAGGGAGAAGCCGGCUUCUGUGGAUCAAGCCUUUCCAUUCUGUCAGUUGCUGUAACCUACAGCAGGGCCACUUGUCUUGGUUUCUUGGAGGGCAGCUGAAUGUAGCAGUCAACUGUUUGGAUAGACAUGUCCACAAAGCCCCAAACAGAGUCGCCCUGAUCUGGGAGAAAGAUGAGCCUGGGCAAGAGGACCGAAUUACAUACAGAGAACUGCUAGAGAUGACAUGCCGCCUUGGGAACACUAUGAAGAGACAGGGAGUGAAGCGGGGUGACAGAGUCACCAUUUAUAUGCCCCCAUGUCCGAUGGCUGUGGCAAGUAUGCUGGCCUGUGCCAGGAUUGGAGCAAUACACACAGUGGUAUUUGCUGGAUUCAGCUCUGUUGCAUUGGCUGACAGGAUCCAGGAUGCUCAGUCGGAAACAGUGAUCACAGUGAACCAAGGCUUGCGAGGGGGCAAGGUUGUUGAGUUAAAGCAGACAGUGGACCAGGCUGUAAAACUUUGCCCAAUGGUGAAGCGAGUUUUUGUUUCAAAGAGGACGGAUGAGAAGGUUCCUAUGUCAGGCCUGGAUAUACCAUUGGAGGAGGAGAUGAGGAAAGAGGAUGUGACCUGUGAGCCCGUUGCCUUGGACAGUGAAGAUUUCCUGUUUCUCCUCUACACUUCAGGAAGUACUGGAAAACCCAAAGGACUGGUCCACUCCCAGGCAGGUUAUUUGCUGUACACUGCCAUCACACACAAGUAUGUAUUUGACUAUCAUGAUGGAGAUGUCUUUGGCUGCGUCGCAGACAUUGGUUGGAUCACAGGACAUAGCUAUGUGGUAUAUGGACCUUUGUGCAAUGGAGGAACUACAGUCCUUUUUGAGAGUACUCCAGUGUAUCCUAAUCCAGGACGUUACUGGGAAACUGUGGAGAGGUUAAAGAUCAAUCAGUUCUAUGGAGCCCCUACAGCUAUUCGCCUGCUGCUUAGAUACGGGGAUGACUGGGUCAAGAAAUAUGACAGAUCUUCCCUCAAAAUCCUUGGAUCAGUGGGAGAACCUAUCAACAGAGAAGCCUGGGAGUGGUACUUCAAAGUAGUUGGAAACGGACAAUGCCCAGUAGUUGACACAUGGUGGCAAACUGAAACAGGAGGCAUCUGUAUUGCUCCUCGUCCUUCAAACCCAGGAGAUGAGAUCCUUCCAGCCAUGGCCAUGAGACCAUUCUUUGGCAUCAGACCUUCCCUUUUGGAUGACAAAGGACAUGUCUUAACACAGAAUGAUGUCUCUGGAGCUCUUUGCAUUUCUCAGGCCUGGCCAGGCAUGGCAAGGACAAUUUACAAUGACCACCAGAGGUUCGUGGAGACCUACCUGAUGCCUUACCCAGGGUAUUUUUUCACUGGGGAUGGAGUAUAUCGGACAAGUAAAGGAUAUUACCAGUUGACAGGACGCCUAGAUGAUGUCAUCAACAUUAGUGGGCACAGACUGGGCACGGCUGAGAUAGAAGAUGUUGUGAAUAAGCAUGGGGCAGUGGCAGAGUCAGCUGUGAUUGGAUAUCCUCAUGAGCUCAAAGGAGAAGGCGCCUACGCAUUCAUCGUGCUGAAGAAGGGCUCUAAUCUCUCCCAGGAGAACCUGGCCUCUGAGCUUCAAGGACUCGUCUCAAAAGAAAUUGCAAAAUAUGCAGCCCCAGAAUAUAUUCAGGUAGCUCGGCGUCUGCCUAAGACUCGCUCAGGGAAGAUUAUGAGGCGGGUUUUGAAGAAGAUUGUUGAAAAUAAAGUGGAUGAGCUCGGGGAUCUAACAACUCUAGAUGAUCAUGAGGCAGUGAAAGAGAUUGUUGCAGGACACAAGAAACUUCUGCAAGAAGAACAGGGCCGGUAGCUCAAAUAUUCUCCCCUAACCCCCCCCCCCGCAAGGCAGCAUCAUUCAAAAGUUUUGUGCAAGCAGCAGCACUUCCACACCUGCAGUCUCUAGCAGAAGAGGGAGUUUAUUCACUGUGAAUAAAAAACCUCCAAAGCAACCAUCAAAAGCAUUUUUUUCCAAGAGGGGGAAAGAUUAUGUUGAUUAAUACUGGAUACCAAGGCUCUUUCCCUCCCCCUCCCCCCGAACCACUCCCAGCUGACUGUGUAUGUGUUCCAAGGCUUAUAUAUUGUAGCAGAAAGUUAGGAGUUUACCUUUUUGCAGCCCAAGUCUGCAAUGACGAAACUCCAAGUUAAAAAAAAAAAAAAAAACAACCUCCACAUUGAAACAGAUUUGCAAGACUUUGUCUGCUUUACUCCAAAUUCAGGUCUGUGUGUGUAAUCUUCAGUUUUUAUGACUUGAGGCUAUGGGCAGGUAGUUAACAAAGAAUGUACGAAUGCAGAAAACUACAUAGAAUAAUAGGAUGUACAGAUCUGGGACCUUACAGUGACUCUUUCCAGAUUCCAAACUUCUAAAUAUAGGACACACACGCAUUUCAAGCUUUCCUUUUCACAACCACUCUUUCACUUUAUUAUUCUAACAGAAUAAGGACUAGAAAUAUUCUUUUUAAAAAAUCCAAAUAAACCCCAAGAAUGUUUCCCUUGCAAAUUGGCAUUAGCCUAUAGAUUCUCCGCUAGAUAGCUAUAUCCCAUAGCACUGGUCAUGCACAAUUUGUAGUUUUUGACAGGUAUGCACAUCCCCAUCUGUCUCAAAGGGACACAUCCAGUCACUUCAGCGUGGCUUGGUACCUGCUGUAGGUAUGGAAGUCUGCUUCUGCACGUGUGCCAUGUACUGCAGCCUUGCUGAUUUCUUGUCUUCUGUGAGUCCUACCAGUUGCAUUUCUGCCCCUUCAAGGAAACUAAACAUGUAUCGGAAGUGCAUUGCUAUGGCAUGAAGGGCUGAGAUCUCCACCACUUUCAGGCUUCUUAAUAAAAGCUCAUUUGAUCUAAAAUAGAUUCCUCUUCUAAAGGAGAAUCUGUGAAAAAGCUACAUUUCUGGUAAACUUCCUAAACAACGCAAGUAUGUAUUUUUGCACUUGUUGACAACCAAGUUCUCUUCUCAUGGAGGCUCCUGGCUGAGGCAACCAAGCCAAAGCUCCCAUACUGAAACAAAUACAGCCUUCUCAGGCUCAGGUGAGAUGGACCCUGCUCCACUCGCUGACCUAGCGAGGACAGCCCAGCACAACUCCAGCAAGGUCCCUGCUGCAUUGCUUCAAUGUUGUUUUCACUUAAACAAGAUGCAAGGAGGGAAGCAGCAGAGUCCCCUGCCCUCCCUCUGGGAGAAUUAGUUAGUAGGAAAUACAGUAGUCAACGUACUGGAAGCCAUUUAUAUAAAAAGGGAAAAAAGAGAAAAAAGAAGAAAUCCCCAGCUCUUUCAAAACAAGCUGGAGGCCUUUUGGUCACAGAAGCCUUAUUGGCACCUGCUGGUUUUGAAUUCCAAAAUCUUUCAAUCGGAGGCUUCCUGUAAGGCGUGUUGAUUUCAAGGCACUUUGGUAUGUAACCCAGCCAAAGCUUUAAUUGCAUUCUUUUUGUGCAUGUCCAUGAUAGGUCAAGGAGUGGCUCAGUCUUUCUUGAUUCUCCUUAGCUCCCACUUCCCUUCUUCACACAGGUUCAAGAUCCAACUGUGAAACUGAAAUGAAGGAGUAAGUACAAACUGAUUGUUAUGGUUUUAAGAGGGACUUUCCCAUUCACACACCCCACCCACCUAUGAAGAAGCACUCUAGUGCAAAGGAGCCUCUCUUCCCCUGCAAUCUGACUUGAACAAAUGAAGUUUCUACCUUCCUACCUUUUCCAGGCUGCUGCGAUGUCCCACACUGACCAGAGUCAUCUCCAGCUGUGCACAGAUGCUGUACAGCUCAUUCUCUGCAUCCUCUGUCAGGGCGCUGGUAGCUUCAUCUAGCACUGCAAGCAAAAGACAGGAAUCCCCUCAAUGUGGUUCCAUUCAAGACUAUCCACGACUUACAGUCUUCUCCUCUUGAGUAAAGCCUGACAAAUAGGCAGUUGGUAGCUGCUGUUCACUAGUUGUUGUUUCUGUUACAAAAGGCCACUUUACACAGGAUUGGUAUAGUUGGGAGUUUUGAGCCUCUAAACCAGCAAGACAACAUAAGCUAGUUACAAAGCUCAGAAAAAGGUAGUUUGGGAUAAGUAGAUUAGAAAUUGUGCUGCUUGUCAUCAGUGAGAUCACAGGAACUAGCCAAUAGGUAUCCAAUGACCUUUGUGACACCAUUUUGUACACAGCAUUCCAAUUCAUAAGAGUGUUUUUUUAGGUUCACCUUUAAUUGUAUACUGAGUUUUGUUUUGUUUUUAAUUUCAAAAUUAUACAAUACAUUCCUUACUCCUACUGGGAGGAAGAGUGGGAUAUAAAAUAAAUAAAUAAAUAAUAGGACACCAACAUUUUCAAUUACUCAAAUAUUCAGUCCCCCCAUAUGGGAUUGACAGUACACUGAAAAACUAAUCCAGUUUUGAUCUCUUUCUAUCACAGUUCAACUCAGGUAAAUAAGACUGAGCAAUAACUGCUACCUGUUAACCAACAACAAAUCUGUUUUCAUCUCAAUUCUAACCUCAUUUCAUAAGACUAGUUUUUAGCGAUUACCUACUGUCAAAAUAAAAAGCAAACCAGGAGGCCUCAUAAUUAUGGAACUCUGAAAGCAAUCCAACAAUAAAGACACAACAUUUUAAAGUGUUACAGAUAUCACAGAGCUGUAGUAAUAAGCAAUGACAUCUCCUGGUGCUUCUCUGGAAAAUUUAGUCAGUGGGAUAGCAUUCCAGAUAAGAGGCAAUACAUGCUGAACAUUUCCUCAACUUAGAUAGAAGACCUUGGAUGGCCUGCAACAUGCAAUUUAGCUGGUUAUUUCAAAUCAGCAUGUGAAUUUCAGACUUCUUCACCUUCCAGCCAUAGUACAAUUCAGCUUUCUGCCCAUUUUCUUUCCCAGUCUACUUUUCAAAUCCCCCCCCGCGUCCUUGUCAACUUCUCUUCAUCGUUCUGGACCAAGAAAGAAAGAAUUCUUCUUUCCUAGACACCAUCUUUUCCCUUGACCUGUAUGCUCUGUUGGGUCUAUUCCUCUUUGUCUAGAAGAUUCUGCCUGCCUUGCUCUCCUCUUCCACUGAAAUGUAGUGGCUAAAUCAGCACCAAGCACACACUCUUAAGGAGUACAACCUGGCCAAUGCCAACUAAUAAUCUUUAGGAUCAGGGCACCUAAGCCAAUCACAACCAGAGGCCCUUUUGACUGCCCAGCCUCUCCAAAACCAGUAAAAAGCUGAUUCAAUCACAGCCACUGUUGCUACAAAAUCGCCUUUUGCAUUAGAGAUUCCUCACACAUAAUUGUUCACUCAUAAGCAGGAUCUUUAGCUCUGUUCCUCCCCACCGUAAAUUCCCUUCCUCACCUGCAUACUGGGGCUGUAGAUACAAGAGUCGGGCAAAGGACAGCCUUUGCAUCUCACCUGGAGACAAAAUAUCAUACCUGCAGCAAAAGCAAAGAACAAUUUGUUCAGGAUCUACCCGCACCACUCAACAUGAGCCCUGCUGCACAGUAACAGUAUGCAAUCUUACCAGUUCCAGUCCACUGGCUGGUCCAAACCGCCUGUCCUUUCUAGCAAAUCAGACUGCACCAAACAGAGAAGAAAACCAGAACUUAUUCCAGCCACAGUCAACAGUCUGCUAUGGUGGACACAAUCAUAAAGACAUCUUCUGUCUUAAUCCAGCCCAGCCAUUCUCAUCUAGUGGUCAACUCCAAAAUAUCAUUGACCAGCCCUUGGAAUGCAAAAUAGCAGAGCUACAUCAUCCAUCUCUGAAUUCAUGGAGCUCACACCACAUAUCUUGAUGGUAGAAGAUGGUAGAAGAUGCUGAGCUUUUACAGCCACUUUCUUCCCAAAAUGGGGAUGAGAAGCAACCCACCAUGUCAUUUAGUCUCUCAGCAACUUACCAGCCCAGUCAAGUCCAGGAACCUCAGAAUCCGUUCAUCAUCUGCAGACCCUAUUGUUCAAGAAAUUACGUUCAUGACAACAGAACAGUGGGGCCUCCCUUGCAUAGGGAAAGGUAGCUCUGAAGAUAACUCAGCAAAGGACAGGGACCUCUCUGGAUUUGGUUUUGCUUGCUUAAAUCAUUUUUAGAAGAUCUGAAAAGCUAACAGCUCACACCUAAAUGCAUCACAUGGAAGCCCAUCCUACUAUUAUCAACAGGAUGUAUUGCCACAUAAUACACAUAACAACUGUUGUAUUUUCAGUUCCAUCUGUGGAAUACACCCCCCACCAAGGUCUGCCUGGCGCCUUCUCUGACAUCUUUUCAGAGCCAAGUAAAGACGUACCCUUUUUCCCAGGCACUUGAUAGACUAAGAUGAUGUUGUGUUAUUAGUGUGCUGCCAAAGCUUCCUGUGGCUAUUGUCCUGUGGUUAUUGUGUUAUUAUAUAAUAUGAUAUGAUAUAUUGGUUUUUGUUUUUAACAGAGCUGUAAGUCUCUUGGAGACCUUUGGGUAAGCAAGAGACUAAUAAAUCUAAUUAGCAACACCAA